ACGCUCUAAUUAUAGCCGCCUUAAAGUCGGCCGGGACUCUGCAGGGGAGACUUAAAACUACUGCGGAGAAACACAGGGACUCUAUUAUUAUACAAUUCCUGUGUCCUCAGGCUUUUAGAGGCUCUCUCUCUGUUGAAUUAUUUUGGACGGACGGUCUGGAUUAAAACAUGGACUGGUUCACUUUGAGGGUCGUGGGAUUAAUCCCCAAUCAAAAGUCACUGUGUCAGUGAAGUAGUCUCAGUCGUCACAGAUAUCUCUCCACGGGUCUAGCUGAAGAAAGGUCAACAUUUUUGCUCACUGGCUGACCAUAAGUUGCUCCAACAGAAAUGACACGCUACUUGUCUCUUGUCGUUGUUGUCAGCCUCUUCGUGUGCCAGUGCCAUGGCGGCUGUGCGGAGGUGGACUCCCUGACUGAGGCCGUGGCAGGAAAAGGAUUUCUUCUGGGCUGCAUCUCGUGUAAAAGAAGAGAGGAGGUCUCUGCCAGAGCCACCGUCGACUGGCACUUCAAACCACUGGGAGAGGAGGAGUUCAGGCAUAUUUUCCACUACGACCACCCCAGUGCCGAGAUCCUGCAUGAAGACUUCAGCAAGCGCCUUGAGUGGCAUGGGACGCGAAGCGGUGACAUUCAGACAGGAGCCGUUUACGUCCACAACGUCAGCGUCAAUGACACAGGGACGUACCGCUGCACCUUCCACCGCACCCUCUUCCUGGCUAUGGCUGACGAGCACGUCACUGUGGAGAAGGAGGUGGAGCUCAGUGUGGUGGCUGUGGCCAACCGCCCGCUGACGGCAGUGAUCUCAGAGAUAAUGAUGUACGUGCUGAUCGUGGUACUGCAGCUGUGGCUCAUCGUGGUUCUGGUCUACUGUUACAAGAAGAUUUCAGCUGAGCACGAGGCUCGGGAGGCGCGUAAAGCUCUCAAGGCCCAGGCAGCACUGUUAGAAUCUAAAGACAGCUGUGACGGUGUGCAGCUAGAGUGACAUUGAACGGUGGGAAAUCAUCUCUGCAGGAGUUAAGCUUUCGUUUCUCCUCCAUGAUUCCACGAACAACAACACAACUUCUGUAGAUGACGAUGGUUUUAAAUACCUUGGUCAGACUCACUCAUAAGGGGACAAACUAAAUACUUGAAAGUUCAUUAAUUUAAAAAAAAGAGCAAAUGGGAAUUAUAAAAAAAGAGAUGUGAUGCUGCAAAUGAAGGACAUAAAUUCAAAAUCAGUUUUCCAAAUGGGUAUCAAUGCAUUUUCUUUAUUAAUAUCCCUCGGUUCUCUGGACUGCUCCUAGGAUCAGCAGUGUUAAUAGAAAUGUGCGUUGAUAAUGCAGCAGUUUUAAAAUAAAUGGCUUCUAUCCCCGGCAUGUUGACAUGGCGGACAUGUGAGUGCAGCCCAGGACCUUGGUGCUGACUAAUUUCGCUAUUUGUUUCCUCUCAUUUGACCAAAAAAAUGCCCCAAAAACAUCUUUGUAAUAAUUCUUCCAUACUUUGAAAUUUGGGUUCUUUAAGUGUUUAUAAAAAUAAAAACGUCUUAAUCAUGCCUAAUGAGGUAAUUUAAUUAAUUUGACCUUGUAGGUUAUCUGAGAAUUCUUGAUUUUUGACACUGACAUCUCUCAUGUGUGGUAUAAAACACUCUUCUAGUCGAUCUUGAUCUUAUCCGUUUGUCCUGGCCUGUGUCUGUCCAAGUUUGUAAAUGAAGCAGAAUAAGAAUAAAGUAAUUGUUUUUUUAAA
This is a messenger RNA of Scophthalmus maximus (turbot), 1717 nucleotides long. RefSeq lists its product as uncharacterized. Gene Ontology annotation, molecular function: sodium channel regulator activity. The record is from RefSeq and is a predicted model, not a curated record. Gene Ontology annotation, cellular component: voltage-gated sodium channel complex. The coding region runs from base 327 to 977 and encodes 216 amino acids. Gene Ontology annotation, biological process: cardiac muscle cell action potential involved in contraction; sodium ion transport; regulation of heart rate by cardiac conduction. Lineage: Eukaryota; Metazoa; Chordata; Actinopteri; Pleuronectiformes; Scophthalmidae. The transcript has 6 exons.